Sorghum bicolor (sorghum) is the source of this 1423-nucleotide messenger RNA. Its product is annotated as NADPH-dependent aldo-keto reductase, chloroplastic. The coding region runs from base 258 to 1172 and encodes 304 amino acids. Gene Ontology annotation, cellular component: cytosol. The transcript is spliced from 7 exons. Gene Ontology annotation, molecular function: aldose reductase (NADPH) activity. Lineage: Eukaryota; Viridiplantae; Streptophyta; Magnoliopsida; Poales; Poaceae. The record is from RefSeq and is a predicted model, not a curated record.
UUCCUGCAGAGCACUAGAUUCCGUGCACAAUCGACAAAGGCGUGUAUGCAUUGCAGGCUAGGCGCGACUGAAAUGGGGCCGCGGUUUCGCCAUCUUUUAGCUCGUUUUUUUCUUGGCACGCGCGCUCGAGUGUGUCCGUAUCCUUUCCUCGGAUAUCCAGCACGACUCUCCCACUACCAUAUCGUCGCUCUCGACGAGACCGAGACAGCGACGGAAGAGGAGAGCGGCGGGCGAGACGAGAGACCAGGAGGAAGAAGAUGGCCACCUAUUUCACGCUCAACACCGGGGCUCGCAUCCCCUCGGUAGGGCUCGGCACCUACAAGGCCGGCCCCGGCGUCGUCGCCGACGCAGUCACCGCCGCCGUCAAGGCCGGGUACCGGCACAUCGACUGCGCGCCGCUAUACAAGAACGAGAAGGAGAUUGGCGUUGCUCUGAACAAGCUCUUCGAUGACGGCGUCGUCAAGCGAGAAGACCUUUUCAUCACCUCAAAGAUAUGGUGCAGCGAUCUCGCACCUGAAGAUGUUCCGUUGGCAAUGGACAGCACUCUGAAUAAUCUGCAGCUGGAGUAUAUUGACCUGUACCUGAUUCAUUGGCCCUUUCAGAUAAAGAAAGGCAGCGAACUCAGUCCAGAAAACUUUGUCCAGCUUGAUAUGCCCAAGACCUGGCAGGCAAUGGAGAAGCUGUACGGUUCAGGCAAAGCUCACGCAGUAGGCGUAAGCAAUUUUUCGACCAAGAAGCUGGCCGAUUUGCUUGCUGUAGCCCGUGUUCCUCCAGCUGUUAAUCAGGUGGAGUGCCACCCCGGCUGGCAACAGGCCAAGCUCAGAGCGUUCUGCCGCUCCAAUGGAGUUCAUUUCUCUGCGUAUGCGCCGCUAGGCAGGAUGAAAGCCGUUGCCAAUAAUCCGGUGGUUGCAUCGGUAGCCGAGAGAUUGGAGAAAACGCCGGCACAGAUUGCUCUGCGAUGGGGUAUCCAGCAGGGUCAGAGCGUGCUUCCCAAAAGUGCCAAUGAGUCGAGGUUGAAGGAGAACAUUGACCUCUUCGGUUGGUCCAUUCCUGCAGAGCUGUGUGCCAAAUUUUCUGAAAUUGAACAGGUUAAGCAAAUCAGAAAUGAUGCAUUUGUGCACCCUCAGAGUAUUUACAAAACAAUUGACGAACUCUGGGAUGGUGAGAUCUAAACGAAGAUCAUUUUCGGUAUGAAAUCUAUCUCUGACCACGGUUGAAAUUUACGCCAAAAGGCAGGGACACUUUUGUUAUCGAAGGUGGGCAAAAAAGAAACGUGCAUCAUGCCGUUCUGGUGAAGUGCUAGUAGCAACGGGCAUGUGUUGCAUUUUUUGGCAGGGCUAAGUGACGUCAGCAUAUUGUUGCAUUGCAGAAGAUCCAGUGAAGAGGCCCGUAAUAAAGCACAGAAGGAACAAAUUUACAGCAA